GGGAAAGUCCACAAAAACUCAAUCCAUCAGAAAAGCAAAGACCAGAGAGAAAUAAGAAGAAAGAGGAUAACACAACAAGAAUAACAGCAGCCACUGCAAAAAGCAGAGGACAGAUCCAUGGCGGUUUCAGUUUCAGCAGCCACUGCCAGAGCCACAGCCUUCCAUCUGCAGCCAUCUUCUUCAUCUUCAUCUUACACCCCUUCAUUCAACCCUAACCAGUCCCUCCGGCUCCGAUCACCCUCCCGCCGCACACUAUUAAUAGCUCAAGCCCAAUCCGAGCACCGCCAAACAUGGCUCCCCGGCCUCGACCCCCCACCGCAUCUCGACGGAACGCUUGCCGGCGAUUUUGGAUUCGACCCACUUGGGCUUGGCGAGGACCCACAUAGCUUGAAGUGGUACGUUCAAGCAGAGCUUGUUCAUUCUCGCUUCGCCAUGCUCGGCGUCUCUGGAAUUCUUCUCACAGAUUUGCUUCGUGUUACAGGGAUCAGUGAAUUGCCGGUUUGGUACAAUGCGGGUGCUGUUGAAUAUGGAUUUGCAAACAAAGAAACUCUCUUCAUUGUUCAGCUGCUGUUGAUGGGGUUUGUGGAAACCAAAAGGUAUAUGGAUUUCAAAAGCCCUGGAUCUCAAGCACAAGAAGGAACUUUCUUUGGAUUAGAAGCUGCUUUUGAAGGUCUCGAGCCCGGAUAUCCUGGGGGUCCUCUGCUGAAUCCUCUUGGCAUUGCAAAAGAUAUCAAGAAUGCCCAUGAAUGGAAACUCAAGGAGAUUAAGAAUGGACGGCUUGCGAUGGUCGCCAUGCUCGGGAUCUUUGUGCAAGCUUAUGUUACUCAUACAGGACCAAUAGAUAACCUUGUGGAGCACCUUUCUAAUCCAUGGCACAAGACUAUUAUCCAAACCCUUUCAAGCUGAAGUCCUUAAAGAAAAAGAUGAGAGUCUCUUUACUCAAUGAGCAAAAUAUAACAUGACAUUGGAGAUUUAUUAGCCAAAAUGAGUAUAGAUGAAAGAACAAAUGACCUUGUAAUAUGAUUUGAUCAAUACGACCGAAUUUCCCUCGA
Benincasa hispida (wax gourd) is the source of this 1052-nucleotide messenger RNA. It is a transcript of the gene LHCA5, whose product is annotated as photosystem I light harvesting complex protein 5. Gene Ontology annotation, cellular component: membrane. Lineage: Eukaryota; Viridiplantae; Streptophyta; Magnoliopsida; Cucurbitales; Cucurbitaceae. The record is from RefSeq and is a predicted model, not a curated record. Gene Ontology annotation, biological process: photosynthesis, light harvesting.